AUGGACACGGGUCUGACGUUUUCUGUAGUCCACGCUCGGCUUGGAAACAAUGACUCCAGUCAAUCAGGGGAAGCCCCAGACAACGACGCGCCGUCGUGCUUGUUUCUGGGUCCGUUAGAGAGCGCCACGAGAGAGCAGCUCGAGCAGUUUUAUUCGCAGGCUCGGGAUGCGUACUACAGCGGGAAACCGCUAGUAUCAGACGACAUUUUCGAUCUGGUCGAGCGCCGGUUGCGGUGGUUUCACUCAGCGCUGGUCAAGAAGUACCCGCGCUGCAGCAUACGAGCUCUCUACUGCUACUCUGAUGCCGAGGCGGACCCUUCCCAAAUGGCAGCGCUGUCAACCAUGUGGUCGAUUAUUCUAGCAGUGGGAGCAGCGCUGACAGCAAUGCCACUGGUUUUUCUGGUGGUGGUGAUGGGCGCGAGUGGCGUGGAUAGGGUGGAAAACCCUAUUCUCUCAAGCCCGCUGUGGCAACUGGAUGGAGCCAUGGCAGCUGGCAUUUGUUUCCUGCUCGGGGCGAUUCUUGCUUCAGCUGCAGCACGCCCGCUGCAGCGCAUAAGCCAGGGUAAGGUGGUGGCACUACAGGGAAACUGUCCACACUGUGGAGAGGAGGUUUACUCGUUCGUUACACUGGAAGGGGGGAGCAGGCAUCGACACAAGGCCGAAUGUCAUGUCUGCGGCCAGCCUCUGGUCUUUCAUGCGUUCGUCGAGGCAUCUCCAACUAAUCCCAAGCAUUCAUGGGCAUAUGUCGGGUCACCUAUCCAACGCCUACCGGAGGAGCUUCUUUCUCACGUCCUGCGUUUCCUGGUUCGACCUGAUGGUCGGCUGGAGCACGCACGCGUCAGCAAGCAAUGGCAGCACAUUGCGUACCAUUUGCAAAAAGAACUCCACUUGCCCUACAACCUCCGCAUGGAUCCGCAUCAGCUCCUUCAACUCUUGUCCUCGUUCCCUAAACUCACAAAGCUGGUCCUUUCGUAUGGCAGCCUCAACACAGCCUUCAACUCUUUAUUCUCUCGCCUCGCUGACGUGUGCCCUCAUCUGACCGAGCUGCGAGUCGAAUCGAUGGGACGUGAGUACAGAUAUGAAGGUGUAAGCGAGACGAGCCUGGAGUUUCUGUUCAAGAAGUGUACUCUGCUAGAAGAUCUCCAUUUGGACUGUUCGAAUAAUGCUGCCAUUCCUCCGUCGAUUGACCGACUCACAUUGCUUAGGAACUUGAACCUCAGGACCAGCGUCACGCGACUUCCCGACACGUUCACCUCGUUGCAGUCUCUCAGAAGCAUCGUGCUGCACACUUACAGACUGGCGGCUUUGCCCGCUGAUUUCGGCAAUCUGGUUUCCUUAACGUCGCUCAAGGUGCACAGUUGCUCGCUGGCGUCGCUUCCAGAAUCUAUCGGGCAACUUGCCAGCCUGAACCUGUUAUCCUUGAAUGACUGCUCAACGAUGCAGCUGCCAACCUCUCUCACCAAGCUUUCUUCUCUCGCCGUCCUGGAGAUUCGACGUUGCAAGUUCCUUCUCCCGCCACCCGUCAACUUCCCUCGACUGUGGCGGCUCGAAACCCUCAUUCUGGAAGGAGUGACGGGAUUGCGCGACCUUAUUGAGGCUCUUGAACAUCUGAGGCGGCUCAAGGCUUUAACUAUCAAGUGCUGCAGCGAUAUCACGUCUCCGCCCGAGUCUCUCUUCCGCCUGCCGUCGCUCACCAGCCUCACCCUCCACAUGUCACAACUGGCAGUACUCCCUGACGAUAUCGGGAGGUUGUCAAAGCUACAGACACUCGUGCUGGAGUUGACGGACCUCACAACUCUUCCUGAUUCCAUCUGCCUGGUUACAACGCUCCAGGAGCUUUCCUUGGAUAAUCUUUUGAAGCUGCCGUCUCUGCCCAAGGACUUCGGGCAGCUGAUCGCUCUUGAAAAGCUGCGCCUUUACUGCCUUGGGCAGCUCACAGAGUUGCCUGAAUCUCUCGGGCAGUUGACAGCUCUUCGGGAGCUGCUGCAACUCCCGGAUUCGUUAUCGCAGCUGUCUUCUCUCGAGCACCUGGAGAUUAAGACCUGUCCGCGUCUCACGGUGCUGCCAGAUGAAAUGGGGACCGGAAUGCAGCGUCUGCGGUAUCUGCAUCUGCAGCAAUGCUCAUCUCUCACCCACCUCCCUCCAUCCUCCUCCGCCCUGACGUCCCUCGAAACCCUCAAGAUCAUGGCAGCUAUUCGCUUCAAAGGCAACCUACUAGACGGUUUCUGCUGCUUGACAAGCCUUAAGGAGUUGGUGGUCCAGGAUAUGCCACGCCUGUCUGCCCUUCCUGCCUCCUUCUCUGGCGUUUUUUCACUCACCAGCCUGGAACUUAUAAACUGCCCUAAAGUAACGAUCUUGCCUGAGGGGAUCGGACGGUUGGAGGCGCUCGAGACGGUAACGAUCGCACGGAUGGACGGCUUGAAACAGCUCCCUUCGUCUCUUGUCAGGCUGCCCCGACUGCGGGUGUUGGAGGUGCGCGUGUGUGAUAAGGUUAGCGCGCUGCUCGGAGAUGAGGUCGUGGUCAGACGCACCGCCAGGGGUUCUUCGGCCAUCUCCAACAGCACUGCCAGCAGCAGCACCGCCACCAGCAGCACCGCCACCAGCAGCACCGCCACCAGCAGGGCACUGCUUCCAUCCCUUCGAAGUCUCAAGCUGAAAUCUCUUCCGUUCCACACCAUUGGUCCGUCCCUUGGCCAGCUCUCCUCUCUAACGAAGCUGAAGCUCAUGGAGAUGGACAGUCUGGUAUCGCUCCCUGAUUCCAUCUCUCAGCUCUCGCGCCUGAAAAGACUCCGGAUUGAUUUUGCCUCGAGGAUUGAGGCACUGCCAGCAACCUUGGGAGGGCUUUCAGGGCUGCGAGUCUUGCAGCUUCGCUUCUUAGAUAUACAGCAGCUUCCCGAGUCGUUCGGGCAGCUGAAGAUGCUUGAGACGCUGGAGAUUAUUGACUGCUGCAAGAUAAAGAAACUUCCAGGAUCUUUCGGAAAUCUUUCCAAGCUACAAUCCUGUACCCUCACCAAGCUUGCGAUCUCAACAUUUCCUGAGAAUUUCUGGAAGCUCUCUUCCCUCCAGGAGUUGGUGCUCCUGGGACUGAAGCAUGUCCGCAGCUUGCCAGAGUCGUUCUCUAAGCUGCCUCAACUACAGGUGCUGCUGGUGAUUGCAUGCAAGAAACUUGCCCGGCUGCCGUCUUCUCUCCGGAGAAUGCCGACGCUGCGUGAGUUGGAUUAUGGUGUGGACAGUGACAUUGACUAUGACGAUGUGGGGGGCUGGGGAGCGAGUGAUGAUGAGGAGGAAUAG
This is a messenger RNA of Closterium sp. Yama58-4, 3291 nucleotides long. Lineage: Eukaryota; Viridiplantae; Streptophyta; Zygnematophyceae; Desmidiales; Closteriaceae. The record is from the annotation of a GenBank genome assembly.